This is a messenger RNA of Peronospora belbahrii, 939 nucleotides long. NCBI's taxonomy places the organism in Eukaryota, Oomycota, Peronosporomycetes, Peronosporales, Peronosporaceae. The record is from the annotation of a GenBank genome assembly.
AUGACGGAAGCGAGGUUGGGAGUGCCAACCGUCUGCGUGCGCGAGUUUCAUGGCCAUCAAGGACUUGUCAAUGCCAUCCGCUUUAAUUCCAAAGGAACAUACGUCAUGACCUGCAGUCAGGACAAAACCGUAAAGCUUUGGAAUCCACACAGGGACGAUGUGGAAAAGCCUCAUGAGGCGCUACUGGUGAAGACGUACGAGGGACGACAUGGAUACGAUGUACGAGACGUCGCAAUAGCUCACGACAACUCCAAGUUUGCUUCGUGUGGUCGGGACAGAGCCGUCUUUAUGUGGGACGUGCCAACUGCUCAAGUGAUUCGCAAGUUUGAAGGACAUGAGCAUAGCGUGAAUUGUGUUUGCUACAAUGCAGAUUCAUCCGUGCUACUCAGUGGUUCCUAUGAUAAAACCGUCCGAGCUUGGGAUAUCAGAGCUCGAAAUGCGUACAUGCCGAUUCAAGUUUUGGAUGACUUUAGAGACAGCGUCACCUCGAUGGUAAUUACUGACCACGAGAUUAUCGCGGGGUGUGUUGAUGGCGCAGUACGGACAUACGACCUGCGAGUCGGGCAGCUCUUUCGCGAGCAUAUCGAUGAACCCGUCGUGUCAGUCGCGAAUUCUCCUGACGCACGUUUUGUCUUGGCUGGAUGUUUGGACGGCUCUAUCAGACUCAUCGAGAAAAAGAACGGGACCGAAGUGAAGAGCUAUCGUGGACAUAGUGUCGAAGAUUACAAGAUUGAGUGCAACUUUUCUAGCGACGGCGCCUUUGUGCUCAGCGGUUCCGAGGACGGCAAAGUUUACUGGUGGGACCUCGUUGAUGCCAAACAAAUGCACUCAUUUGUUGCACACAAGAAACCAGUGCGAGCUUUUGCGUGCCAUCCUGAGACCAGCAUGUUUGCCACAGGCUGCAUCGAUGGGUCUGCAAAAGUUUGGUCAAACAGUUGA